Molecule: messenger RNA, 1668 nt
Organism: Kockovaella imperatae
Lineage: Eukaryota; Fungi; Basidiomycota; Tremellomycetes; Tremellales; Cuniculitremaceae
Product: MFS transporter
Exons: 5
Coding region: 55-1635 (526 amino acids)
Biological process (GO): carbohydrate transport; transmembrane transport
Cellular component (GO): membrane
Molecular function (GO): carbohydrate:proton symporter activity
Source: RefSeq, a predicted model, not a curated record
CCUCGCGCCACGGAGCAUGGGUCCUGUCGUCUUCAUCGAUUUCAGUCUAGCAACAUGACUUCAGCCACAGUGAAUGGAUCUAUCAACGAGUCGACGAGCCCCGGCGCUCCUGAUCUGGCGCAUGCCAAGUGGCUCAAUGCCAGACUGGCCUUGAACGUCGCAAUCGUCGGUAUGGCGUUUGCACUCUUCGCGUAUGACAACAGUUUUACGUCGCCCCUUGUAUCACUUCCACUCUUGGUUCUCAAGUAUCAAGGUGGAGCAGGCCCUAUCUUCACGGCCGAUAAUCUCGAUCUCCUCGUGUGUGUGCCUUUGAUCGGUGCGGCAUUGGGUGUGGUUGCUGGUACGCCGAUGCAGCAACGCAUCGGGCGUAAAAAGUCCCUCCUGGCAGCGUACUUUCUUCUCUGCAUCCCAGGAAGUAUCCUGCAGCUCUUUUCACCGAACAUGGCAGCACUGGUAGUUGGAAGGCUCUGGAACAACUCUGGUAUCGGGAUCCUGACGACUGUGGGACCCCUUUACAUGGCAGACCUGGUACCACCUAGAGUCCGUGGCAGGGCUGUUGGACUUGCGGUCUGCAUCAGCCAGGGAGUGUCCAUCCUCGCCGUUACGACGGUCUGGGGGACCUCUACCCUCCUUGAUUCUCGCUCGUACAAGAUCCCUCUGGCCCUUCAAGCUGCCCUGGCCGUUGCAUUCGGUUGUCUCACCCUCCUCGCUACGGAGAGUCCCCUGUGGCUGCUCUCAAAGGGCCGACAGGAAGAGGCGAAGAAGACUCUGACUUCACUACGACCUGUCUCCCCAGAUCAGCACGCACUGGUCCAACAAGAACUGGCGGACAUGGCACAGAGCUUGGCAGAGACUCAACAGAGACAACAAGACGUCCGUUUCUGGGAGAUUCUCAACCGAACCAACAUCAGAAGAACACUGACGGCCAGUUACAUGAUUGCUGCCAGUCAAGUUGGUGGCCAGAUUCUUGUCCUCGCCUAUGCCACCGUCAUCUUGACUCAGAGUGGCGUCGCCGAUCCUUUCAAGAUCACGAUUCUGAUCUUUACCGUCCAAUUUGCUGGAAUCCUCGUUGGUCCCACGUUGGUGGACAAACUCGGCCGACGCCCGACAGCCUUAUUCGGGUUCACACUUCUCAUGAUACUCGACUUUGCCAUCGCCGGACUCGCCACCGAUCUCGCCAGUGCAUCUGCUCGUAGCGCGUUGGCAGCACUCUGUAUUGUUUUCGGAUUCGUUAACUCAAUGUCGUUCUCAUCCUUGGCAUUCCUGCUUCCCACUGAGAUCCCCACCGCCCGCCUGCGUGAAGCCACGCUCUCUUGGACAUUGUUCUGGUCCUAUGUCACCGCAAUUGUCACCACAUUUGCCGUGCCUCAACUCGCCUCUGGACCUCCAAUGCUGGGCGCAAAGACUGAUUUCAUCUUCGGCGGCUGCAUGGCAAUCACCCUGGUUGUCACAUACUUGUACCUUCCCGAGACCAAGGGACGAUCCAUGUCCGAGAUUGAUGAGAUGUACAGUAUCAACCUGCCAGCGUCAAAGUGGCGCAAUCAUCAAUGCGAAUGCGAGUCCCGACACAUGGGAGAGGGUAGCGGAGAGAAGGGCACAGGGGAGGGUCUCCAGGUCGAGGAAGUGUCGCGAUGAAUCGAGGGUCUGCUGGUAGGAUGUGGGGUCCAU